This is a messenger RNA of Scatophagus argus, 4210 nucleotides long. RefSeq names its product alpha-1,3-mannosyl-glycoprotein 4-beta-N-acetylglucosaminyltransferase C-like. Gene Ontology annotation, biological process: protein N-linked glycosylation. The transcript has 4 exons. Bases 977 to 2431 code for a protein of 484 amino acids. NCBI's taxonomy places the organism in Eukaryota, Metazoa, Chordata, Actinopteri, Scatophagidae. Gene Ontology annotation, molecular function: acetylglucosaminyltransferase activity. The record is from RefSeq and is a predicted model, not a curated record.
AUAAUAGAAAUAAAAUAUAGAAAUAUGAUGGCUGUAGUCUGUAGAUUUUAUGUUGUUUAUUUAAUCACACUAAUCAAUUAUCCAUGUGUUUAAUAAGUGAUGUCAUAGAAUGUGUAGCUAUCAGUCAAUAUUAGCUUAAUCAUUUGAAAACUAACAAGCUAACAAACGGCACUGAUUCUAACCAAAAACUAUUUUAGUUUGUAGUUUUGUUUUUACUAGGAGGUCGUUCUUGUGUGCCUUAAUAAGUAAAGUGCUUAGAGAUUGUAAUCUAGUGACAGACAAUACCAGGUGCGAUAAUGUUUAAAUGCUUAAAAGGCCUGUGCCCACGCCUUUGUACAACUGGCCCAUCCUAAAUGGCUAAGAAAAGAUAUAUAUUUUUUUUUAACUGUUGUUUUUCAUUUUUAAAAUUAAUAUUGAAAUAGACAAAGAUUGAAACAGCAUUGCAGAUUCUAAAAAGUAAAAAAACAAAAAAACAAACAAAAACAUUAUGCUACUGUCAUGUAUGAAGACUGUAGAAUGCGGAUGCUGUCACUGCCUAAUUGCAUAGCUGGAAAUAUAUUUCCUAGUGAGAAUAGAGAAACCUGUUGAAAAAAACUACCUUAGUAAGAUGUGGGUAGAGUUGAAAAUCCCUACCUUUUUUGAUUGUUUCUUUACUGCCUUGAAAGCUUUUGAUGUGUGGGAGGCAGUUAUAUCCACAGGCACAGUGGUUAAUCCAUGGAUUAAGGAACGUGACAUAAGUCAAAUCCUACAGUCUGACGUUCUAUUGAUUUGGUCAAGUGAUAACAUUCAGCACACAGAGAAUAGGAUGCAGUGCGAGGAACUGAGGGGUGUCAGAGGGGGAUAUUCAAUAAUGCUUUUGAAAUGUAAUUACUUACAGUAUUUGGGUGUCUCAUUGUUGUGCGCUCAUAAUUACAGUAUGACAUAAUAUAAUUAUUUCUUGUUAUAUCUUGUUUGCGCUGUGACUGAGUUACAGUGUAUGUGUGGUUAUGUGUGCACAUGGUUGAAAUCUGUGAUAGGUAUGCGACUUCAGUUACGGAAGAAGAGUGUGGUUUUGGCAGCGCUGCUUGUCAUUGGGGGAAUAUACUUAAUAAGCCGUUCUGACGUUGUCACUGCUGGCCUGACAAGGUCACACAAACCAUUUCCAAAUGAGUUCACUUGGAAAGCAGAAAGGCUGGUUAGAAAUGAGGCCUGGGUUGAGCUGGGAGAUUAUCUGCCUCUCAAUGUGUCCUAUCAGUUGCUUGCAGGAGCACCGUCUACUGAACAGAGGUAUUUGUCAGUUGGAUUAUCAUCAGUGAAGAGGAAGAAGGGCAGUUACCUAAUCCCCACCUUGCAGUCCCUGUUCUCCCAAUCUUCUCCUGAAGAACGCUCUUCCAUGGUCGUAGUUGUCCUGUUGGCAGAUUUUGAUGUCAGCUGGAGAGUCACUACAGUGAGGGAGAUCAAAACUGCAUUUGCAUCUGAGCUGGAACAAGGCCAGCUGGUAGUUCUCCAUGUUCCUCAGGACUGGUACCCUCCUCUCACAGGUCUAAAGAGGAACUACAAUGAUGCUCCAGAAAGGGUGUCAUUCCGCUCCAAGCAGAACGUAGAUUAUUCCUUCCUGAUACACUAUAGUGCUGGUCUUAGCCAAUACUACCUCCAGCUAGAGGAUGACAUCUCCUCAGCAAAAAACUUCCUUACCACGAUCAAGAUGCAUGUUGAGGAGCAAGAGGCAAAGAAGAUCACCUGGGCAACGCUGGAAUUCUCAGUCCUCGGAUAUAUUGGGAAACUUUACAAAUCAGUCCAUCUUCCUCUACUGGCGCGCUUCCUCUUUCUCUUUUACCAAGAAAUGCCCUGUGACUGGUUGAUGACCCACUUCCGAGAGCUGCUGACUCAGAAAAAUCAAAUUCUCUUCAAACCCUCAUUGUUCCAACACAUGGGGACUUUCUCUUCAUUCCAAGGGACAUACAACAAGCUAAAAGACCAGGACUUUGAGGAGGGGUUGUACACUAAUCCUUCAGCUGAAGUUUAUACUGAUAUGUCCACCUAUAAGGAAUACUUCCCAAAACUGGCCUGGAAUGCUGGGGAAGGAUUUUUCUGGGGACGCUCCCCAGAAAAAGGAAAUUACCUGACUGUGGUGUUCAAAAGCCCUACAGUAGUGACAGGGAUACUUGUAGAAACAGGAUCAAAAGGCAAAGACAUCCUGGAGUCAGCUCAGGUGGAGAUAGGCUGUGAUGUUGUCACUACCAACAAAGAGGAGAAGAGCUGUAAAGAAUUCCAGUCAGUCGGGAUGUUAGUGAAUGGGAGCUUUGAGGUGCAGGACUUGGACAAAAAGUAUGGCUCUACCUCUUCCUGUCUGAGGAUACAAGUCACCGCAGGACAGAAGGAUUGGCUGGUUAUUAAGAAAAUCAGGAUCUCAAAAAAGGCCCAAGAUCCCAAGAGUUCACUUCUAACAUAGGAGGGAUUUUCUUUCUUGCUGCCAAAUUUAUUUAAUAUGAAGAAUGCUGAACAUUUGAUUUCUGUGCCUUUUUGAAUAGUUUCAGUGAUGAAACAACUACCCAGUGCCUGGUAAGGGCCUGAUCAGACAGUGUUUUGCGGGCUGAAUUGAAAGGCCCUCUGCACUGAAGUCUGCAGCUUCAAAAAAAACGAGCAGUGUGGUGUUUUGUUUUCUUUUUUAAACUGUUGCUCGGAAGCCACCAAAUGAUUUUGCUGUGAAGUAGCAGAUCUGUACCUUUUAUUUUUGCUAAAUAGAAGUAGUUAACUUGGUAAUAAUCAGAAUGUUAUCUACCUAAACACCUAUAACAAAAAUGGACAGGUGGAAGGAACUUGAUCUGGCUCUUAUUUAGGCUGGACCAUUGACAAAUAAAAAGAUGGACCCUGCAUAUCCACUGACUCCCACUGCACAAAAAUGAAACCAAAAUAUCCCAGAUAUGAGUGCUGCCAUCUUGUACUGGUGAUGCUGUCAGUCAUGAUGUUUCAGCCCUUUUUUUUUUAGCAUCAAAUAACCAGUUGAAACCAAACUUUUCAGUUUGAACACUUGAACAUGCAUCAGCCUGAUAAGAGCUACCUGAAAUGACAGUAGCCAUCUUUUGUAAAAAUAUUUGAUAUUUAAUUCAAGUUUUUAUUUUUGUCAAUGUCCCAUGUACUAACAUGGGAGGGGGAAGGUUUAUGUGCCAAUUAAGAUGUUUUGUCUUCACUUUUCACUCUUUUAUACAGUCAGUGGGGUGGACCUGAGAAACCUAAGAUGCUUGUGGGUAAGAGACCCUUAGAAAUAGGAGAAAUCAUUGUGUCACUAGCUGCAGUUCAAGGAUUAUUUUAGGUUGAGUCGGGAACGGAUUGGUAGUUUGCAGUGGAUUUUCAGGUGAAGCAUCACGUAAAAGGCUACAUGGAGUCUAUUGAAUGUGUUCAGCCUUUUUUUUUUUUUUUGCUGACAUUAGCUUAAUAGAAAACAUGAACUGUAUGCUACCAGUUGAGGCCUUAAAGCUACCAUCCUUAUGAAGAAAAAUGAUACAAUCUGAAGAAUGUUUGACCAAGCUCUUUGUCUCUUCACCAUCAUCAGUCAUAAAUAUUAAUAUUAACUAUCUGCAGGCAGUGCCAUGUGUUAUACAUUUUUAUUUAUUUAAAUGGACAGGGUUAUUCUGGGUUGCAGAGGAUUUAUGACCACAUCUAGAGCCUUCCACUAUUCAGGAUGUUGGUUAUAGGCAUGAACACAGUAGAACCACUUUGCUGUGAACUACAAUUAUAUUGCACUCAAAAAAUUGGAGCAUGUCUAUGCUCUUUAAAAGUCCAUUAAGUCUGUGAUCAAUAACACGUUGAGGCAGUUUAUGUUAAUUUUAUAGUCUGUUCCCGGAGAAGAGGCAUAACCUGUUAUUUUCCUUUUUCAUUCAUUUUCAUUUUCACUGAUGUGCUCUCCUUUAUUCCUGCCAGACAGGAUAGAGAUCCAAAUCUUCUAUAGUGCCAUAUAAUGCCACACACACACACACACACACACGUAAGCUGAUCUGAACUGACAUCAGGGCAAAUUUAAGACAAUCUCACUUUUUUAAAAAGAAUGAACACACUGUAAAAUAAAAAGUUGAAUUCAUAACUAAAGCAUGUGCUUGCUCAUUUUUACCAGGUCUGGUAUAGCUUAUAAUGACUAAUGUUAGCUAUUAUUGUUAGCUGUUAUUGUUUAAUAAUGGGCAUUAGUGAUUAAGUUUGUUGAUGUCAUGACUUUUCACCUUAAACUUGAGUGUAA